AUUGCUUGUAUGUUUUGUAUGAGACAAACCAUAAUAAGCUGAGAUUUUUAGCCAUGCAAGUAUUUUGGACAUGGAUGCAGAAAUUCAUGUUCCAUAACACUGAAUUUUUAAAACCUCUUCAUUCAGCUAAGUUUACCCAUUUGGAUUGAUCCUUUCAUCCUUACUGGUUUACCCUAUCACAUUCAAACUCUCAUCUUUGGUUCCAACCUUGCUUGCUUGCUUCAAGAAAAAGAGUUUCAAUGAAAUCUUUAACCUGGAUUUUAAAUCCUGUGCACCACCUUCACCCACAUGUGACUCAUGUUUAUGUCUGAACCACAUUUGUCAUCCCAGACUUGGAGUGGAAUCAUAGAAAUUUGUGCAGUGAUACCUUCAGUUGUGUCACUGCUUGUGUGGGGAGGUGAUUGACAUGAUCUCACUUUGUUUCCUGUUUCUAGCUACCAUUUCUCUGAAGACUGGAGAAAAAAAAAACAAAAAAAACUGACAUGCUGUCACGCAAACACACACACACCGAAGGGCAAUUACACAUACUUCCUUUCCUGCUUUUUUUGGCUCAUAUUUAAUCAGAAAUCUACAGAUGGUUUCAAGUCAGAAAGCUUCUUUCGGAUGGUGAAUUCACCGGGGUUCUGGCCUGGAAACGUGAUCUGUUGUCUACCUACCCAGUUAGUGGAACUGACACUCAGACUCUCAUCUGACUUUCACAGUUUACUCAGCCAACAUGUACUUGGUAAGUAAGAAUUUUCAGGUCUUGUGUUCUUUAUAUCAUCCUCACAUUUGUUUUUUGUGUUUGUUAUUACUUUUAAUGAAGUUUCUUCGAGUACAUUAUGAGGUAACUUACAAUUGAUACAGAAGUAUGACUCAAUGUUUGCUACAAAAGGUCACUCAAAAUGUUUGUUUUUAUUUUACAUGAUAGGAACUUAUCAGUGGUAUGAAAUGUAAAGUAGUACUACUAUCAUACAAAUUCUCAGGAAAACACUGUUUGUAGUUUCAACAGGAAGUACUUUUUGGUAAUCACUUGAACUGUGAAGCAUCAGCAAAUAUGAAUAAAUUUACUGUUAAGUCUUUGACCAACAGUCCAAGUAGAAAAUAGUCAAACUGAUUAUGGCUAGAAAACACCCCAAAUCUCACAAAAAUAAUAUUUAAUAGGGACCAAAACUCCUAAUUUUUUAAUACUAGUUGCUCGUCAGUGUUAUUUUGAUCAAAUACCAUUAGGGCACUUAAAAAUUUCUACAACAUGGUGUUUAUCAAGGCCAGACAAGGAUCCAUUGCAAAAUGAUGUGGGGACUACUCGAAAGGAGAGCUCACAGAUGUUACAGAUGUUUCAACAGUUAACUUUGGGUCUGUUUCACCCUCCAUCAGUUGCAUGCUUUUUGGUUCGAAGUACUCCACAGGCCCUUGUUAGAUCAGAGAAAAGUUUGCAAAACUGUUUUCAGCAGUCGAUGAGGAGUGUUUGGGAUGCGAGUCCAUGAAUCCACAGUUUUUGGUAAAUGGUGCUCUGCUGUCCUUUAAAUCUAUGUCACAGAUGUCAGUAUAACCUUUGGUCAAGAGAGUCAUGUGACAAUUCAUCAGAACAUAAAAAAAAAAAAAAUUGCUGGAUAUCAAAGGUAUUAAAAUGGCUUGAUAAAUUCUGUGAGCCAUACUCACAAUUUAGCUGUCCCUUUGUCAUGGAAGCUGUGGUGUCAAAGGGUUGAGCCAGUUGAUUUAGUUUAAUUUUCCCAUGUAGACAUUAUUUUAGAAUGACAAACCUCAUCUUUUUUCAGGUUAUCCCUCUGGCUCUUGUCUUCUUUUCCACCGGACUGAGUUACAAUGACAAUACAGGACAAAACAGAAGUUCAUGCUAUGACAUUUGUCCAGCUGGUAAGUCAUACCAACCAUCUAUGUACAUGAACUUUGUACUAUGGAGAAUUUAUCUCAUGUUAACUACAUAUUCUGCUCUUUCCUCAAGGGUACUAUAGAAAGGGUGACUGUAAAAAUGCAGUGAAAAAGAUGAGAUGUGAAAAAUGUCUUGGAAACACAUACACAAAUGAAGAAAACUCUUUACCUAAAUGUUUACGGUGUUCUCAAUGUCGGUGUAAGUAUCUUACCAUUAAUCUUGUCAGGUUUAAAAGAAACACUUCUCAGUUUUGGUUAUUUGUACAAAUUUUUGAGGUCUAAUUUCAUCCCAAAGAAUGACUUGGAUAACACUUUGUGGCUGGAUUAUUUAACAUACAAUGUGACCGAAACACUAUAUAUCAAUAUUCCCCCAGACUAUGAGGUGCAAGUACAGCGCUGCUUCGAUAAUAAUGAUGCUAAAUGUGAGUGUAAAAAGGGACACUACUACCAUGGCGACCCUACUUUAAAGGAUUGCCAGAAAUGCCCGAAACAUUGUAUAGGUGAGUGAAGUCAGAGGGAGUCACCAUAGCCAUUUUCACCUCCCAUUCACAUGAAUGAAUACAUGAAUGCAUUAAAAAAAAUACGACCACUGACACAAGUCAGACAAUGUUCUCAUGAAUUCUUACCUAUUUUUGUUUUUUUCCAGAGUCUGAUAAAUACACUGACUGCAAAAAAAAGUGUCAGAGGUAAGAGAGAACAAUCCGCACAUCUCGUGAAAACACAAAUAUGUUCAGAUUAUUUGGUUUGUGACAGAAUGGAUAGAGUUAUAAGGCAAAAAUGGAAAGAAAAAAUCUGCACACUGUAAAUAAAUUUCUAAGGCACUAUAUUGCUUUUGUUUCUGUGCAAUACAUUUUAUACUGAUUCUGGUCCUUGACCUUUUUGUCUGAACUUUAAAUGGGUGUUGGUGGUCAAAUAAGCCUGGCAUGGUUUUAGCUAAGGGGGAAUGUGGUCUCAGUGUAAGACCCGAGGAAACUUCUGCCAUUCUGUGGAAAUUGCCAUAUGCAUUUUCUUUUUUAUUUCUGUCGAAGACAGAGAGUACUUGUGGUUUUACUGACGCCCUGCACUCCCUGUGCUAAGCUGUGUGGCUGUUGGUGUAAAAAUGAAGGUGCCUUGGUUAAGACUGUAAAGAUAGCUCUGCUGACAAAUAACUGCAACUUUGCAUAGAAGGUAGUCUGUUUUUACUUUAAAAUUUGCUUAAAGGUUCAUUUACAACUUUUUAAUUUAGACCAAGACAACCGUUAGGUACCCAGAUGAACAGAUGAACAUUGCAACAGCCUGCUUUCUGGAAAGCUUCUUUCGACUGAUGCUGAAGGAUAAAGCAUACCUAUCCAAACUGUUAGUUAUGUGAGCACAUGAGGAAGAAAGGAAGAUCUUUUUAGCAUAAAUUCAUUCCACAAUUAUCAAUAAAAAAUGAAGUAAGCUAUCUGAGGUAGGCAUUGCCAGCAGAGAGCAGAUGUAUUUUUAUUCCAAAUGUCCUCUUGUAUAUCACAAUAUCACAACAUAUAAUCCAAGAAAAACAGAGAAACUAUAUAUUUUCUGUUUUUUAAACAAAUGUAGCCUUACAUAAAUGUAUAACAAAGUUUGGCACUACAGUGGGAAUGUUUGUUUUGAAAUCCAUCACUGCUGAUAUUUUUCUCAGAGAAGUAAGAUAGCUUGUAGUGGUCAGUCUUAAUGAUCACUGCAGAAACUGUCAAGGCACCAUCUUUGGUUUAAAGACUGGAGAAUGCUGAAAUUGUUUUUUUUAUUGAAUGGAAAUAUGCUUCACCUGUUGUUCAUGUUAGUUUAUUCCUUUUUCAGCAAUUCUACCUCCACAGAUCCAUUGACAGCUAAUACUGGAUCUGCAACUACAUCUUCAACGACAUCAAUGGCUACCAAAACUGCAUCAACAGGGACUAUAUCUACAAAAAUCCCACCUGAAUGUUAGUUUUUAGACCUGUUCUGUACGUGAACAAUUACAUGGCUGAUUAACUGACUGAAAUUGUGUGGCUUUUAUUCGCUCUGGGUACUGAUCAGCUGAAUGUCAGUAUUUCUGUGUCCAAAGCAGGGAGCCUAUCACCCUGGUUUUUCUUGUUGGUGGUUGCCCUUGUGACUUUGCUGGUGCUCUCCUGGCUCCUGCUCCUCAACAGGAACCCUCGCAAAUCCCCUGCCAGCUGGCCCUGCUGGGGCACCAACAAGGACCUGGAGCUGGAGCCCAAUUUUACUGGUAACUUAAGUUUGAAGUGUAACCAAACAUGCACAAGUUUCUUACAAAAGUCAGUAUACUUGGAGCACACGUUGUUCUUUUACUAUCCUUUAUUUUUUCAAUAACUUAUAUUUCAUGUAAUUUUGUGCCUUAUAUUUAACAUGCAACAUACUAUAUGUGGUCGUCUUAGCAAGACAUAUUGCUAUAUAUGAGAGGACCCUAAUUAAGAAGUAAUCACAGAUAUUAUACCAGUUUAUACCAUAACUGAACACUGCCCUGAGGUUUUUUGUCUACGAUGAUAAUUAUAUUUUGGUGAGUUAGAGUACAUUCUGCUUUUAAUGCUUCUGUAUUCUAUUAGCUCCCUCUGUCUCAGUGUAAGGACAAUUCAAGCUGGAGACUUAAAUGGUCACAUUUAAGUAUUUCCACAAAAAUAAAUAAAUAAGUAAAAAUUUUACAUAAAUUCCAACCACUGAGAUUCUGUUUUCUAUGAGUGUGCUUCUCUCUGUUUAGACUGAAGCGUGCUGAUAAUAUCUGCUUUCCUCCUCACAGAAAACGGCAGUCAUCACGGCAGCAGUCCAACCACAGUGGUAAGUGUGAAGUUCUGUACAAUUUCUGCUCUGCUCAGAUCAUCAUAUAGAUUGGAGCACUUCUGUAGGUAGACAGCCAGAGGACAGAGAGAAAAACAAGCACGCAAAUGUCAAUUUGGGCAAGGCUGAUUGCAUUUUGUGGUUAAACAAAGCUAUAACUGAAGUGAUAUUUCAUGAAGGUUUUACUGGUGUUUCAGGAAGGUUGAUAAGUGUCACUCGCUGUUCUGACACUUUCGCAAGAUGUUCACAACAAUGAACUCUGCUUCUCUUCUUGUUUGCCCUUCUUAGACAUUAAACAUACCUGAGGAAACUCCCAUGAUGACUCAGAGUCAGAGUCCAGCCACACAAGAACCUCCCACACCAGCCCACAUCAGUCCUCUUUUACUAGGCACUGAACAUAAAGGUAAGUUUCACCACUUGAUGCUUGGUGAUGAUGCACAGCCUGUAAACAAGCUAACUUGUUGACAUUUGUUCAGUAUCUUAUCAUGCUUGACAUCUAUUCCUCUCACAGAUGCUUUAUAGCAAAUAUGGUAAUACAUUACCACUGGUAUUUAGCUUUAAGUUUUCAGAUGAAAGAAGUGGCUGUGUACACGUAAGACAGAUUUUAUGUGAGGUUUUAAGCCGUUUGGAAUUUAAUUAUUUCAUGUGGAGGUAUUCAGAGGAGGUACUCUACAAAUAACUCACAUGACUGUUUAAUAGAAGAGGAGCAGGGUUGGCAAAUCAAAAAGAACUGUAACUUCAGAGCUCUAUUUAACUCUAACUUCAACUAGAGAGCAAAAUCUUCCAUCUAAAUCCCAGUAGUGAUUUUGGAGGAGCAUAGCCUUAACAAAAUGCUGAGAAGUUUGAUUAAACAAUCAGCUGGAUUUUUUGUCAUGCUAAAGGACAUUUCAGAGGAAUGGAAGUUUGUCUGUUUAUAAUACAGGUCCUAAUGCUGCUCAUACCAAAUAUGGUGUGAAGAAAAAAACAGAAUCCCCUGAGGUGUGAUAUCUUGAGCUCCAACCUUCUCAUCUUUGCCUGUUCAGCAUAAUAGUUAUCACUGAUCAGCCACAUGGCCCAUGAUGUGGAGGUGGACGCAGGGAAACAGGACGUCCUUCCUUUUUUUUUUUUCUUCUUCUUCUUCUUUUUUUUUUUUUUGCAUCAGCCAACUUGUCAACUUCAAAGUGAACAGCAAAUCAGAUAGUGAAUGCGUGCAGAUAUAACCAUGAAACUUUGCAUCUGUUUACGUCACUAUGCAACUGAAUAUAAAGUGAAAUGAAAAACUUCAGGGCAUGUUUAGAUCUCAAUUUUAGACCUCAGUGUUGUCGUGUGUCAUUGUUACUUUGUAAAGUGAUCCAAUCAUGUGGCUGUAAAGUGUUUUGCCAUAGGUUUUUCAUUAACCUUGUAUACUUUUUCAGACAAGAAAAUAUGCAAAACACAGUCUGAAAUCUUUACUUAUUUCACUGGCCACAGUGCAGCAGUUGUACAAACCCUAAAUAUUGUGUUUUAUUUUUGAAAAAGUUGAGUCCUUUUCUAAGAUAGUCCAAGCAGAUGUAACUCAGACAAGAAUAAGUGGCAAACAUGAAUACAUUGAGAAUAACAAAUAAAUAACAUGUCUCCUAGUGCAACAAUGUGACUUUCUAAUGUGUUCUCUGAUGUGUUUAUUAGGAAACAGAGUUCUGUAGCACAGAGGAACCACAUCUAUAAGGUUUUUUAACUUCUUUAUUUUUGUGGAAUUUGUAAACAGUCAGUUAAUCAGAGGAAACCCCCAAACUAAUCCAGUGAAAGCAUGUGAACCUCAAUGACUGCUGGGAGUUUCUCUGCCCUUUCUGUACCAUGUUGUCCUUUAGUUUAGCUUGUACUGGAUUAAAGUUUUCCAAACAACAAAACAAACAUAUUUAUCCAGUGGGAUGACUUGGUACAUUGGAACACCAGGACUAAAUGUAUGGCUUUAAUAUAACAGAAAGGUUUUAUCUUAAUGUGGCAUCAGCACACUGGGUGGUUGUCACUUUAUCACUGGUCACUUUAGUUUAAUGUACCUUGGUUUUUUAAUUGCACUCCUCCCACUGCACUGUUGUUCUGUAUUGUGUAGUUGUACAUAGCCUGUUAUACUUACUGUACAUAGCAUUGUACAUAGCCUUUUAUACUUUUACACUUUAUAUAUGUCCUGCAUGCUCUUAUUAUUUUCUAUUCUAGUAUUUUAUGUAUUAUUCUCCAUUUAAUGUUGCACCACCACACCGUAAAAAAUUCCAGGUCCUGUUCAUUGACAAUGGCAAUAAAACCCCUUCUGAUUCUGAUUCUUCUUCUGAAAGUUUUGCAGAUGACCUGGUUUUCCACCAUUAAUGUCCUUUGAUUUGUGUAAUUCUCCCCUUAUAGCUGCAAACCAAGAUGAGGAAUCCGACCAAUGGCCUGCCAUCGUACUCUAUGCUAUUAUCAAGGAGGUGCCCUUACGUAGGUGGAAGGAGUUCUUGCGUCUGCUCUCAAUGGCUGAUCAGCAACUGGAGCGGGUGGAGAUGGAGGCUUGUUUUGGUCUGGGCUUAAUGGAGAGGCAGUACCAGAUGCUUAGACUGUGGAGUCAGCGCUCCUCUGCAAGCCUGAGAGAUGUCUUCUCUGCCUUGUACCACAUGGAUUUAUCAGGCUGUGCCCAGCUGCUGCAGGAAAGCCUGGAAAAGCUGCAGUAUGAGGCUAAACCGAAGCAAGUUGUUGCAGUGAGCAGAAAUGACACAAUAGACUGCACAAUAGAGAAAACCUGAGGUUGAACCUGAAGUGCAUGUCCCACACUACCAUUCAGUGAGAUCAUCAGUGCCUCAAUCUUGGGCACCUCUGCAAAAGACUAAAAUCUUCAAGUAGCUGAAGAGGAGAAACUAUACCUACUUUAUGGUUCUACUACAGAAAAACUUCAAUAAUGACCUGGUAAUUCAAAGGUAAACAAGGUAAACAUUCAAAGGUAAAAACCAACUAAAACUGAUGCACAUUAUGCGCUGAUGAAAUUCUGAUGGGGCUAAACUGAAUUGGAGUUUUUCUCCUUUCAUUCGCUCCUCUGAUGGGCAAAUUUAAUUACAAUCUCUCCAGCCAAGUAGGUUUAUGGA
Messenger RNA from Xyrichtys novacula (pearly razorfish), 7703 nucleotides. The record is from the annotation of a GenBank genome assembly. Lineage: Eukaryota; Metazoa; Chordata; Actinopteri; Labriformes; Labridae.